UUGCCGAGCGUUUCCUUGCCGGCUGGUCCCGAGACGGAACGCUGCGCCCUGCGCCCGCCAGCGCCUCCUUCUUCGGUCGCCGCCCUGUUCUCUCGGGAUUCCUUCUCCACGGAGACAGACGCUCGGUGAGGGGGCUGUGGUGGACGAAGGGGAGUUCGGAAGAGACGGACCCGGGAGCCCUCUCGCUCGCUGACAGCUUCGCGUCGAGACGCGGGCGGCGCGGGGCUCCAGAUCGCUGCGAGUCUCACCCACCUUCUCGCGGCCGCCGCGCGGGCGAUGCGGCCACCCCGAGCCACGGCGCCGCGAGGACGGAGGACCCCCGGGAGAGCCUAGAGCUGCUUUCUGCCCACCCGGGGAAGCGGGCAUGGAGUGGUGAGCUCCCCUCGCUCGGCGAGGCCGCCCGCGGCAGGCUCCCCAUGGCCGGGACGUACAGCUCCACUCUGAAGACGCUGGAGGAUUUGACCUUGGACUCCGGGUAUGGGGCCGGGGACUCGUGCCGCUCGCUCAGCCUCUCCUCGUCCAAGUCCAACUCGCAAGCGCUCAACUCUUCGGCGCAGCAGCACCGCGGGGCGGCUUGGUGGUGCUACUCGGGCUCCAUGAACAGCCGCCACAACAGCUGGGACACGGUGAACACGGUGCUGCCGGAGGAUCCCGAAGUGGCCGAUCUCUUCUCGCGCUGCCCGCGACUCCCGGAGCUGGAGGAGUUUCCCUGGACCGAGGGAGAUGUAGCCCGGGUGCUCCGCAAAAGUAUCGGCGGCCGGAGGCUGCCCGGGUUCUCCGCCGAGGCGGUGAGGCGUCUGGCGGGGCUGCUCCGCCGGGCGCUCAUCCGCGUGGCCCGCGAGGCGCAGCGCCUGAGCGUGCUGCACGCCAAGUGCACCCGCUUCGAGGUGCAGAGCGCUGUGCGCCUGGUGCACAGCUGGGCGCUGGCCGAGAGCUGCGCGCUGGCGGCGGUCAAGGCGUUGUCUCUGUACAGCAUGAGCGCGGGCGACGGACUACGCCGGGGCAAGUCGGCGCGCUGCGGCCUCACCUUCUCGGUGGGCCGCUUCUUCCGUUGGAUGGUGGACACUCGCAUCUCGGUGCGCAUCCAUGAGUACGCGGCCAUCUCGCUUACCGCCUGCAUGGAGAACCUUGUGGAGGAGAUCCGAGCCAGGGUGCUGGCAAGCCAGAGCCCCGACGGCGGAGGGGCAGGAGGCGGGGAGGUAUCCGCUGAGGCCUUGGAGAUGGUGAUCAACAAUGACUCGGAGCUCUGGGGAGUCUUGCAACCCUAUGAGCAUCUCAUCUGCGGCAAGAACGCCAAUGGUGUCCUCUCCCUCCCUGCAUACUUCAGUCCCUACAACGGUGGGACCCUGGGCCAUGAUGAGCGAGCAGAUGCCUACGCUCAGCUGGAGCUUCGGACGCUGGAGCAGUCUCUUCUAGCCACAUGUGUGGGCAGCAUCUCAGAGCUGAGUGACCUAGUCUCUAGAGCCAUGCAUCACAUGCAGGGACGCCAUCCCCUGUGCCCAGGCACCAGCCCUGCCCGUCAGGCCCGCCAGCCAUCACAGCCGAUCACCUGGUCCCCUGAUGCCCUUCACACGCUCUACUACUUUCUACGAUGUCCACAGAUGGAGUCCAUGGAGAACCCCAACCUGGACCCCCCAAGAAUGACCCUGAACAAUGAACGGCCCUUCAUGCUGCUGCCACCACUGAUGGAGUGGAUGCGUGUGGCCAUCACCUAUGCAGAGCAUCGCCGCAGCCUCACUGUGGACAGCGGUGACAUCCGGCAGGCAGCCCGACUGCUGCUACCCGGCCUGGACUGCGAGCCCCGCCAGCUCAAACCUGAGUGCUGCUUCAGUUCCUUCCGGAGGCUGGAUGCCCAAGCUGCUACUGAAAGAUUCAACCAAGACCUGGGCUUCCGCAUGCUCAACUGUGGGAGGACAGACCUCAUCAGCCAGGCCAUCGAAGCCCUGGGCCCAGACGGGGUAAACACUAUGAAUGACCAGGGUAUGACACCACUGAUGUAUGCCUGUGCUGCUGGAGAUGAAGCCAUGGUCCAGAUGUUGAUUGAUGCUGGGGCAAACUUGGACAUCCAGGUUCCAAGCAACUCUCCCAGGCACCCCUCCAUCCACCCAGACAGCAGGCACUGGACCUCGCUGACGUUUGCAGUGCUACAUGGACACAUCUCUGUAGUGCAGCUGCUGCUGGAUGCUGGUGCCCAUGUAGAGGGCUCAGCAGUGAACAGCGGGGAGGACAGCUAUGCUGAGACACCCUUGCAGCUGGCAUCUGCAGCAGGGAACUACGAGCUGGUCAGCUUACUGCUGAGCAGGGGUGCUGACCCUCUCCUUAGCAUGCUGGAAGCCAAUGGCAUGGCUUCUUCCCUCCAUGAAGACAUGAACUGCUUCAGCCACUCAGCCGCCCAUGGCCACAGGAACGUGUUAAGGAAGCUCCUGACUCAGCCACAGCAGGCCAAAGCAGAUGUGCUGUCUCUGGAGGAGAUCCUGGCCGAGGGGGUAGAGGAAAGCGACACAUCGAGUCAGGGUAGCAGCAGCGAGGGGCCUGUGCGGCUGAGCCGGACCCGCACAAAGGCCCUGCAGGAGGCCAUGUACUACAGCGCUGAGCACGGCUACGUAGACAUCACCAUGGAGCUGAGAGCACUGGGUGUCCCUUGGAAGCUGCAUAUCUGGAUCGAGUCUCUGCGGACCUCCUUCUCGCAGUCACGGUACUCAGUGGUACAGAGCCUCCUGAGGGACUUCAACUCCAUCAAGGAGGAGGAGUAUAAUGAGGAGCUUGUGACCGAGGGCUUGCAACUCAUGUUCGACAUCCUCAAGACCAGCAAAAACGACUCCGUCCUUCAGCAGCUGGCCGCCAUCUUCACGCACUGCUAUGGCAGCAGCCCCAUCCCCAGCAUCCCGGAGAUCCGGAAGACCCUGCCGGCCAGGCUAGACCCUCACUUUCUGAACAACAAGGAGAUGUCAGAUGUAACUUUCCUGGUGGAGGGAAAGCUGUUUUAUGCACACAAAGUCCUACUGGUGACAGCUUCUAACAGGUUCAAGACAUUAAUGACCAAUAAAUCAGAGCAAGAUGGGGACAGCAGCAAAACCAUCGAGAUCAGUGACAUGAAGUACCAUAUCUUUCAGAUGCUGAUGCAGUAUCUCUAUUAUGGAGGAACAGAAUCCAUGGAAAUCCCCACGGCUGACAUCCUGGAGCUGCUGUCAGCUGCCAACCUAUUCCAGUUGGACGCCCUGCAGCGGCACUGUGAGAUCCUGUGCUCCCAGACCCUCAGUGUGGAGAGUGCUGUCAACACCUACAAAUAUGCCAAGAUCCACAAUGCCCCAGAGCUGGCCCUGUUCUGUGAAGGCUUCUUCCUCAAGCACAUGAAGGCCCUGCUGGAGCAGGAUGCCUUCCGGCAGCUCAUCUAUGGCCGCAGCAGCAAAGUGCAGGGCCUGGACCCACUGCAGGACCUGCAGAGCACCCUCGCUGAGCGUGUGCAUUCUGUCUAUGUCACAUCUCGGGUGUGAGGUGGGUUGGAGGGUGGCUGCCAUCUGUGGGUGUGCAAAGGCUGCUAAGACCUUGCAAGAGCAGAGCCACUAGGGUCUGCCCAUUGGGAGACAGGCUGUCAGCCCUCUUGGAGCUAGACUCAUGGGGUUGCUUAUGGCUGCUCCCUGAUACUCUAUGGUGUUGACUGAUCCUUGGGUGGGCAGAGAUGCCCUAAGCCCUCUCCACUAGUAACUGGCAAAAGGGUGUGACUAGGUGACCCUUUCUUCACCCAGCCCAUGGUUUGCACCUUGGGGGCCACCCUGUGCCCUCUCCCCACCAGUGACUCAGUGGCAGGUCUGGAUCCACCUCAGUUCCAACUCUACCCAGCCUGACUGGGACUGUUAGAAGCGUGGGCAUCCAUAUGAAUGCAGAGAAUGUCUCCUGAGCCCCGGGCCACUGAAUGCAAUAGCUGGUAUUUGUUUUCCUAAAUGCCACAGAGAAAAGGCUACUCAGAUCCUGUCCUCUAGGCUGUGCCUUUGAAAGUUCUGGCGGCCCUGGCUGCUUUUAGUCUGCUCAUGUCUGUGAAGACUGGGCCUCCACUGGCCCUCCCUUCAGGACUACUGACUUGCACCCCAAGCUUAGGGUGCAAGGGGGUACCACGUAGUAACAGGAGGGCACAAGUUUGUGCUGCUACAGCUAGGAGCCAAAGUAAAGAGGUGGAUUCUGGGACCUCAGGCCUAGCUCUAGACUGCCUCUGUGGGCUCAGGCAGCAGCGCCUUCAGGGUCUCUCAAGUGCAAGGUUUCUUUAACUCAGGACUGGAGAGCAGGGCACACUUGUCACUGGGAUCUGUGACUCAGGACAGGGCAUUGAUGGGAGAGAGGGGCUAGGUUAGAAAAGGCUCUUUCCUAUGUCACCUCCCCUCCUGCCCUUGAAGUCUUGGUUCCCCACCCCCUGGCCUGUUUAUGGAACCAGACACUGGGACAGCAUCAAGAACACCUACCUUAGAAACUAUUUAUUCAUCAAAAGCCCGGGACAUUUCAGAAGUGUAUCUUCGAUUACUUUGAAAAGCCCCCCAGGGCUUGCAAUCCUGGAAAAUAUUUUCAACUAGCUGCUUGUGCUGGAUGUACAGAGGAGUAGGUGGGAUUUUAUUGCUGUAAUAUUGUAUGAUACUGUAACUAUACCUUAAUGUCACUUAUUGUAAAUGUACUAUGGUUUUAUCGACAAUAAAUACUGAUUAACAAUGA
Molecule: messenger RNA, 4698 nt
Organism: Nannospalax galili (Upper Galilee mountains blind mole rat)
Lineage: Eukaryota; Metazoa; Chordata; Mammalia; Rodentia; Spalacidae
Gene: Abtb2
Product: ankyrin repeat and BTB domain containing 2
Exons: 17
Coding region: 417-3494 (1025 amino acids)
Molecular function (GO): protein heterodimerization activity
Source: RefSeq, a predicted model, not a curated record